Molecule: messenger RNA, 655 nt
Organism: Lemur catta (Ring-tailed lemur)
Lineage: Eukaryota; Metazoa; Chordata; Mammalia; Primates; Lemuridae
Gene: NRN1L
Product: neuritin 1 like
Exons: 3
Coding region: 51-551 (166 amino acids)
Biological process (GO): nervous system development; neuron projection extension
Cellular component (GO): plasma membrane
Source: RefSeq, a predicted model, not a curated record
GCUGCACUCCAAGCAGCUAGCUCCCGCACUUAGGCUCCCAGCCAGGAAAGAUGCACGGAUACUACCGUUGCUGCUGCUGCUGCUGCCUACGGCCGCCCGGUACCCUAAAGCUGUUGCUGUUGCUGCCGCUUGUCCUUGUACCUACCCUGGCAGCAGCCACAGCGGGCCCAAACCUCUGUGACACCAUAUACCAGGGCUUCGCUGAGUGUCUCAUCCGCUUGGGGGACGGCAUGGGCCGCGGAGGCGAGCUGGAAACCAUCUGCAGGUCUUGGAAUGACUUCCAUGUCUGCGCCUCCCGGGUCCUGUCGGGCUGCCCAGAGGAGGCGGCCGCUGUGUGGGAGUCACUACAGCAAGAAGCUCGCCGGGCUCCGCACCGGGAUAACUUGCACACUCUGUGCGGUGCCCCCGUACGCGUCCGGGAGCGCGGCGCAGGCCCGGAGACCAACCAGGAGACGCUGCGGGGGACAGCGCUUGCACCCGCCCUGGCCCCCGCACCCCCGCUGCUGGCGGCUGCUCUGGCGCUGGCCUGCCUCCUUGGGCCUCUGGCCUAGCCAGUCGGGCCUGCAGGCAGCGCCGGUGCCUCCCCUGCUCCGGCGGCCGCGUUGUCUGGGCUCCGCAGAGCGGCACGCUUUCAUUAAAGGUAUUUAUAUUUGUA